Messenger RNA from Vicia villosa (hairy vetch), 1094 nucleotides. Its product is annotated as vascular-related unknown protein 4-like. The transcript is spliced from 4 exons. Gene Ontology annotation, biological process: xylem development. The record is from RefSeq and is a predicted model, not a curated record. Bases 72 to 617 code for a protein of 181 amino acids. Lineage: Eukaryota; Viridiplantae; Streptophyta; Magnoliopsida; Fabales; Fabaceae.
ACUAGUAGCCACCAAACUCAACUAAUUAUAUUACAUCAUAUGUAUUUGUUCAUCUUUGUUGGUUUUUCAAAAUGAGUUCAAUAAGCAAAUCUCCUUCGGAUAACAACAUGAUAAAUUUUGAGUCCUCAGAAGAGAGUAGUUGGACUAAAUACUUUGAGGAUUUCUUUAACAAUGAUCAUAACAAUAUUGAUGGUGAUGAAAAACAAUUAAGUGAUCACAGUGCACAAGGUGGCAUGAAGUAUGUUAAAAGCUUGAGUUUGAAGAAGAGGAAGAAAAUCAAAACUAGUUUGGUUGAUCAUGAUUUGGAAGAUACUGCAAGUUCUCCUAUCAAUAGCCCCAAGGCUUUAUAUAUGAAUCAGAUAUUCAAGGCAAAAGAGAAGGAAGAAAUAGACCAAUUUUAUGAGGAGAAAAGAAAUAACCAAGGGGAAAAAGAUGAGAGGAAAGAAGUUGAAUUUAAUGAAAGGGAUACUAAUAAUAACCAUUCAGAACUGAAUAAAAAAGGCUUAUGUUUAGUUCCUAUGUCUAUGGGAAUCGAACCCUGGUCAGUACCGUGGGAGGGUGCUAUGAUACCACUACACCAGAUGCGCUUGUUGGAAAGCUGCGAUAUUUUGUUAUAAAUCUAUUAAGCAUCUAAUAAAAGUGAACAAUGACUUGGGCGUGUUAUAUAAAUCUAUUAUAAUAAUGUUUUGUUUAUUGAUAAAGAAAAGCAUGAUAAAACUUGCAAUUUCGAUUACUGGAUCCAUUCUUAACUAUAAAAUUCAACUUUUUAUUUUAAUAUAUGGUGCUUUUAAAAAAGUAUGUAUUAAUAUUUUAUUUAGAGAUGGAAAACAUAAAUUUAUUUAUCUCUUAAAUAUCGCUAGUUGUAUAUGGACUAAUUAUAAAAUGUAAUGCAUUUUAUACAAAUUUAUUAGUAUUAUUAUUACUUUUUAAUAUUUGUAAAUUUUGUAAGUGAAUCUUAUAAUAAGAGAAGAAAUGAAUAUAUUGGAUGAUGAAUGUUUAACCGAAAAAUGUAAACUCAAUGUUGUAAAUAGAGGUGUGAAAACUAGAUUCAUUAUGUGAAUGCACCAUGGGCCGGAUUUUACAUGGUUGAACUU